This is a messenger RNA of Brenthis ino (lesser marbled fritillary), 1329 nucleotides long. The record is from the annotation of a GenBank genome assembly. NCBI's taxonomy places the organism in Eukaryota, Metazoa, Arthropoda, Insecta, Lepidoptera, Nymphalidae.
AUGUCGGAAGGACCAGUGACACCCGAAUGGGAUAUCAACGACGCGGUAGUACCAAGGGUCACUAACUUUGAUUCCUUCGGUGAAUGGUGCGAUGGGCACGUACGACGCGUAUACCCUCCCGGCUGCGAAGAAGCACGAAGACAUGCCUCAGGAUGGGCAAUGAGAAAUACCAAUAAUCACAAUGUUCACAUAUUGAAGAAAAGUUGUUUGGGCGUGUUAGUUUGCUCCACUAGAUGUCGAUUGCCAGACGGUUCCAGAGUGCAUUUACGACCAGCGAUAUGUGAUAAAGCAAGAAAAAAACAGCAAGGUAAGCCAUGUCCAAACCGUCUCUGUAAUGGCGGUCGAUUGGAAGUACAGCCAUGUCGCGGUCAUUGCGGUUACCCCGUCACUCACUUCUGGCGUCACACUGAACACGCUAUCUUCUUUCAAGCAAAAGGAUCACACGAUCACCCUCGUCCUGAAGCUAAAGGAGCAAGUGAAGUACGAAGAUCACUCGGCGCAGGAAGAAGAGUUCGUGGUCUAGCAUUGCUACUUGCUAGGGAAGCUGCGAUCGCGGACAAAAUACUAACAGGGAAACCAGAUAAACAUAUGCACCAAAAAAUUAACGUCCACCCCCAGCCGCCACCGCUGAUUCCAGAUAACCAAAGAACACUCACAUGCACGUGUGGACCAUUUGAAUGCAAUUGCCGAUGGCGGUCCGAGACAGCAACAGAGCCAUACGCAGCCGCUGCCUGGACGCCUACAGAACACCAGCCCUACACAGCAUACAUCCCCCCCACACAGCCAGCACCCUCCAUACCGCAACAGACCUACGACCCUAACGCUAUUCCCGACGAUAUAUUCCACCCCGAAGAAAUCUUUCAGCUUGACCAACCAAUCCGACUAGACUUUCCUAUAGAAGAAAACACGAUAGAAUCUCCACCAACAUUUGCGGAUCUCAACAGCGAAAAUUCCAGGCCCGAAGACGCAUAUUGGUUAGAAUGGCAAAGACCCCAAGGUUCAGAAUCCAGCGACACACCUUCACCGGAACUAUUUAGCAAUGGAUACCAGCAGGAGUAUUGCGAUCAACAGACUUACGUACAAAAUUACUAUCCAGAAGAAGCCCAGUAUUACCCUAUGGAAAACGUUAGAGAUCAAUCACCGGUUAUGGAAAUGCAGGAUCAACGGUAUUACAACGCGCGAUACAACCAGGAUUGCGCCCAAAGCAGUUUAGAGAUGCAAGGUUGGAAUUAUUCCGACUGUGCUUUCAACACGCACGAGGUACCCGAAUGUAAGCAGUACUACGAUGUUCACCCAUCACAAACCGUCAAUUCCUUUAGUUCUCUAUUA